CAUUGAGCCGCGAGUGAUAGAUUGAUAAAAACCGCAAAUUCUUUGUCUUCCAAAAGUUUGUUUUUGCUUGCUAUACUAAAAACUUACAAAAUAAUGGUAAAAAAGAGUCCCAACAAAUCCUCUCAAUGGGAGGAAUCCGAUCUACACACAAACACUGAUCCCGAGCCGCCAACGGACACGGAAAGUGCAGACGAGCAGACCGAUUCCGACGCACAGCAACCCACCAUGGACCAGCAGUCGGAUGGAGACGAAUCCUCCGACCCGGAAGAUAAUAGUUCGAAAAACAUUCAACGUAAAUCCAAGCCACCCAAAGUGAAACUUGUGACACCGCUCAAAAAACGAAAACCGGGAAUCAUUUACAUUUCCACCAUUCCAAAGCAUAUGAACGUGACGAUUCUUCGGGAGCUGUUGGAACCGUACGGUGAUGUAGGCCGGAUCUAUCUACUUCCGGAACGAAAAGACGGCAAGGUAAGGAAGAAAACGGCCAAAGGAAAGCGAGCGAUGGUUCGCUACACCGAGGGCUGGGUGGAAUUCAAGCGCAAGCGGGUGGCCAAGGCAGUUGUCCAGCAUCUCAACACCAGACCCAUCAGCACCAAGAAGAAGUCCGUGUUUUGUGAUAUGCUGUGGAGUAUGAAAUAUCUGUCUCGGUUCAAGUGGAUUCACCUGAGCGAACGUUUAGCCUACGAGCGGGCAGUUUUCAAGCAGAAACUACGCACGGAAAUAGCUCAAGCACGGAAGGAGGCUAGCUUCUUCCAGAGCCAUCUGGAUCAGAGUGAGGGAGUUCGGAAGAAGUUAAAAAAAGAGAAAAAGCUUGCUAAUAAAGUGCAGUGAUUGUUA
This is a messenger RNA of Topomyia yanbarensis, 837 nucleotides long. RefSeq lists its product as uncharacterized. The record is from RefSeq and is a predicted model, not a curated record. Lineage: Eukaryota; Metazoa; Arthropoda; Insecta; Diptera; Culicidae. Gene Ontology annotation, molecular function: RNA binding. The transcript has 2 exons. Gene Ontology annotation, cellular component: nucleolus. The coding region runs from base 94 to 831 and encodes 245 amino acids. Gene Ontology annotation, biological process: endonucleolytic cleavage in 5'-ETS of tricistronic rRNA transcript (SSU-rRNA, 5.8S rRNA, LSU-rRNA); small-subunit processome assembly; endonucleolytic cleavage to generate mature 5'-end of SSU-rRNA from (SSU-rRNA, 5.8S rRNA, LSU-rRNA).